Molecule: messenger RNA, 4001 nt
Organism: Neltuma alba
Lineage: Eukaryota; Viridiplantae; Streptophyta; Magnoliopsida; Fabales; Fabaceae
Product: TMV resistance protein N
Exons: 7
Coding region: 37-1416 (459 amino acids)
Biological process (GO): signal transduction; defense response
Molecular function (GO): ADP binding
Source: RefSeq, a predicted model, not a curated record
UCUUCCAUAACCAUUACUCUCUCCUGUUCUCCUAUAAUGACACUGAUGGGCUCUAGAACUACUCGUCGAUGGAAUUACCAUGUUUUCUUGAGUUUUAGAGGAGAGGACACUCGCAGAAACUUUACCGACCACUUGUACGCUGCGUUGCAGCGAAAAGGGAUCGUCACUUUCAGGGACGACAAAAAACUCGAGAGGGGACAAGUUAUUUCCAACGAACUCAUGAAAGCUAUUGAGGAAUCUCUGUUUGCAAUUGUCAUUCUCUCCCAGGAUUAUGCUUCCUCCUCUUGGUGUUUGGAUGAACUGCAAAAAAUUGUUGAAUCCAACCAAAACUUGACAGUUUUCCCAGUUUUUUUUGAAGUAGAUCCGUCUGAUGUACGCCAACAAAAAGGAAUUAUUGGGAAAGCUUUUGAGAAACAUGAAGGAAAAUUUCCAGAUUGUAGGGUGACAGGAUGGAGAAGAGCUUUAACACAAGUUGCGAACUUCGCUGGUUGGGAUACUAGAAACAAGCGUGAAGCAGAAAUCGUAGAAAAUAUUGCUAAAACAAUAUGGACCAAAGUGCGUGUUAAAUUGCCAUCUAAUUUCGCUCAUUUAGUUGGACUUCAACCAAAGGUGGAUACAUUGAUCCCUCUUUUGAAGAUAGAGUUGAAUCAUACAUGUUUUAUAGGAAUAUGGGGUAUGGGCGGAAUAGGCAAGACAACUCUUGCUAGAGUUGUUUAUGAGGCAAUUCGCAACAAAUUUGAAACUAGUUGCUUUCUUGCCAAUGUAAGGGAGGAAUCAGAGCGUAACGGUUUGGUUUACUUGCAAAAGAAGCUUCUUUCUAGUCUUCUACUAGGAAACAUUGAAAUCAAUGACUCCUAUGACGGAGUUGAGGCAAUAAGAAACUUCUCAUGCAAUAAAAAAGUUCUUAUUGUUCUCGAUGACGUAAGUCAUAUAAGCCAACUACAGAGUUUAGUUGGAGAUAAAGAUUGGUUUGGACAUGGAAGCAAAAUUUUAGUAACUACAAGAGACAUACACUUGUUGACAGCACAUGAUCAGUUUGAGAAGUAUGAAAUGAUGAUGCUUGGAAGAGAUGAAUCUCUCAAUCUCUUGUGUAGGCAUGCAUUUAAAAGGAAUUAUCCUCAACAGGGUUAUUUUGAAUUGUCCAAAAAGGUGGUUGAUUAUGCAGGUGGUCUUCCUUUAGCUCUCCAAGUGUUGGGCUCAUUUCUUUGUAAAAGAAGUAUACCUGAAUGGAGAGACACAUUGAAUAAGUUAAAGCAAAAUUUACAUAAAGAUAUUUUCAAGAUACUUAGAAUAAGUUAUGAUGGGCUAGAUGAUGAAGAGUUCAAAGCAAUAUUCUUAGACAUUGCAUGCUUUUUUAAUAGGGAGGAAAAAGUUGAAGUGACUAAAUAUUGGAAAAUUGUGGUCUUCAUCCAAUAAUUGGAAUCCAAGUUCUAAUUGAAAAGUCUUUGUUGAGUACUUACAUUUCAUGGGAUGGCCAAGAAUAUGUUCAUAUGCAUGAUUUGCUUCAAUACAUGGGGAAAAACAUUGUUUUGCAAGAAUCUCCAAGUGAUGCUGGCGGACGCAGUAGGUUGUGGUCUUGGGUUCAGAUUGAUCAAGUGCUUAGAAUAAAUGCAGGAAGCAAAAAUGUUCAAAGCAUAGUUUUGAAUCUAAAGCAACCAUAUGAAACAAAAUGGCACCCGGAUUGCUUCUCAAAGAUGGCUAAUCUUACAUUACUCUACUUGAGUAAUGUGCAUCUUUUGCAUGGUCUCAAUUUUCUUCCUACUGCAUUGAAAGUUCUCAAAUGGGAGAAAUAUCCUUUGGAAGCUUUACCACGCAAUAUUGACCAGCUAUAUCAGCUUGUGGAGCUUACCUUACGUCGUAGCAGAAUCAGAAAAGUCUGGAAUGGAAGACCGGAUUUAGGAAUGUUGAGAUUCAUGGACUUGAGUUUCUCCCAGGAGCUAAUUGAGACUCCAGAUUUCAAGGGAGUUCCAAACCUUGAAAGAUUGUUGCUUGAGCAUUGCAUAAAUCUAGUUAAGGUUAAUGAGUCUCUUGGGAAACUCAAGAAGCUAGUUAAGAUGAGUUUGAGAGGCUGCAAAAAUCUCAGGACCCUUCCAUGGAAAUUGGAACUGAAUUCUCUGCAGGAAUUUUCUCUUUGCGAAUGCUCAAAACUUGAAAAUCUUCCUGAAUUCGGAGAAAACAUGAAAUGUCUAUCCAUCUUGAAUCUGAGUGGAACUAGUAUAAGAGAAGUACCCUCUUCCAUUGUUCAUUUGACAAAUCUUAAGGAGCUAGAUCUCCAUGGAUGCAACAGGCAAGCUUGGCAUUCAUGGAGCUUCUUUGGCUACUUUGGUCAUUUAAUAGGUCAGUUUAUCGGGAAUCCAGUAGGAUCCAAGGGAUUAAAGUUGCCCAAUUCUUUCACUUUCUUCGUUAAGAAAAUUGCAUUUAAGUUUUUGCAAUCUGUGCGAUGGAGCAAUCCCUAAUGAUUUAAGUGGCUUAUCAUCAUUGAUUGAUUUUAGUCUGAGGGGAAACAAUUUUACUUCCCUACCUGUUGGCUGCGUCUCCAAUCUUCUCUCCCUUGAACAAUUUGACUUGAGUAAUUGUGUUGAGCUUCAUUCAAUUCCUCAGCUUCCGCCUAAUUUAAUCAGACUAUAUGCAGGCUGCUGUCCUUCUAUUGAACCGUUAUUGGACAUGCAACAUCUCUUCGAAUCAUUACUUGUCUAUAAGCCAUGUAGUGUUCUCCAACGUGAAGUCAUUUUCCUGCAUAUUUCAGGAGAUAAGAUCCCGACUGUAGCUUUCAAAGAGCAAAAAUUUCACAUUGACCCCUUUGGAGGCAGCGUAUCUAUGAUAAUAGGGGGCGUCCCUAAUUUUCGCUAUGACAGUGAAUUGUGGGGAAUUGCUGUAUGCAUGGUGGUAAAAAGCAGGGGGGAGGCUUUAUAUUACUUCUCAAGAUCCCAUUUUUAUUGGAGAUUCAGAGUUCUUGGUGGACUUGAAAGCUUUGAAGAACAUGUAUUUUAUGUUGGAAACGCAUAUUCAAUCCCUCAUCUCUACAUAGCCUUUUUUCCUUUGAUCAAUGCUCACAGGUUUUGCCGACAUCAAAGAGGUAAAUCCCACCAAGUCGUAUUGGAAAUUAGGGUUCAAGGAGAGUUUAGGAUCAAGGAUUGUGGUUGGCGUCUUAUGUGCAAGAAAGAUUUUGAUGCGUUCACUACAAGAACUUGAGAUAUGGGGCAAGAGAUGUUAUCCGUUGGAAAGUGCUAUGGAAACUAAUUUUAAAUCAGUUUCUAAAUGUUUUUUUAGUGUUAAUUUUGGUUAAAAGUAGUCAAUAUCUCGAGCUUUGUUUUAUAUGGUGUUUGAAGGAUGUCAUUUCAUUCCAAUGGAAGCCUGAAAGGCGGUGGUCCUCCCAUUUAGAGAGAGCAUUUAUGCCAUUAAAUUUUGGGAAAAUGACACUAAGGUCCCACACAAGGAAAUAUACUACAAAACAGUCCCUUGAAAUAUGAUAAUGAAUCACAAGUCCCAUAGGGACUUAACUGCAAUAAUAAGAAUGUUAAAAAGGCAUUAUUACCCAGCAGUGUAGGAGGAAAGGACGCUCAUUUUCUGCACGAUUUGAAGUUGCUGCUAAUGGGAGAGAAGAGCUGGAGAAAGAAGGAAAUAGCUAUUGAUAAAGCAUCUUUCUCAUCACUAUUAGUGAACUCCAAAGAGUUUCCAUUUCACUCUCUCCAAACUUUCAGGUUUACAUUAAUGACGGCCAAUAUGUCUGGGAAGCAUCACUUCGUCAAACCAUGCAAGAAUCCAAAUACCAACUGAGAAUGUAUUGAAAUCAAUUAUUUUUUGCAUAUAGAUGUGAAAGGAAUAUUUUGUAAAUGAGUGUGAAGGGAUUUUUUUGUAAAUGGAUACACACCAACAAUUAGUUUGGUAAUUACAUGCAACCCUAUGUUUUUUUUAAUAGGUUGUGAAAUAUAUGUAAUUCCAUGUAUAUAAAGAUGUAAAUAAAAGUUGGCUAUAAAUUGAUAUGUUAGAUUCUACUAUCA